Messenger RNA from Gasterosteus aculeatus aculeatus (three-spined stickleback), 842 nucleotides. It is a transcript of the gene mrps10, whose product is annotated as mitochondrial ribosomal protein S10. The record is from RefSeq and is a predicted model, not a curated record. Gene Ontology annotation, molecular function: structural constituent of ribosome. Gene Ontology annotation, biological process: translation. Gene Ontology annotation, cellular component: ribosome; mitochondrion; mitochondrial small ribosomal subunit. NCBI's taxonomy places the organism in Eukaryota, Metazoa, Chordata, Actinopteri, Perciformes, Gasterosteidae.
AAAGAAGAAGAACAGCUUUUUUUUCUCUCUCUCUCGUCCGUCCCACCUUGUUAAAAAUAUGGCUGCCCCCAUGGCCCUCAGACGAGGUCUAUUUUCUCUUACAAGGAUCCUUGGAGGAAUCGCACAUUCGGUACCAAGAGCUUUGGGGGCUUGUUCAGCUAACAAGACAUGUAAUAUAAUCAGGUCCCGUCUCCCAUUGGCAUCCAGCACUUACUUCCACACGGCAACGGUGUUUUCAUCACAGCCUUCAUCGAUCACUGUCACCAAAGAGCCCGACGCGCUGUUUCAGAGGGUGUCACUGUUGGUCAAAGGUCAUGACAAAUCCGUGUUGGACAGCUAUGAGUUGUUUGCCACCAUGGCAGCUAAAGAGCUGGGCAUCGCCAUUAGCAAAGUUUGUGAGCUUCCCAAGGACACGGAGAGGUUUACACUCUUAAAGUCAGUCCACAUCUUCAAAAACCACAGGGUCCAGUAUGAGAUGAGGACACACUACCGGUUCAUUGAGCUGUCUCACUUAACGGGCUCCACGGCACAGGUGUACCUUGAAUACGUUCAGAGGAACCUCCCUGAAGGUGUAGCCAUGGAGGUGACAAAGACUGCCAUGGAGAAGGUUCCAGAUCACAUCCUGAAACCCAUGUGGGAGGAGGACCCCAUUGAUAACAAGCUCAGCCAGGGAUGAAAAACAGUGGAGGUUUAUAGGAUAUAACCUGCAAUGUUAACAUAGUUGUCAUGGACCUGGGAUCUGCUCAUCAUAUAGAUUCAAACGACAGAAAAGGUGUCAACCAUAGAAAUUGCUUUCAUCUACUGCCGUUUGCGUUUAUGAUUAAAUUCUGCAUUUAAGUCCC